AUGCUUCCCCUCAUUUUUUUGUUACUACUGUUUCAGCACUUUCCUGAGAGUAUUGAACAGACGGUAUCCUACAUCGCGGCUUCCACUAAUCCUCCUCAUGGAUGUCCCAAUUUUGGUCUUUGUACGGAUGUGACAACCACUUUGGUCACCUCUACUAAUGUAUCGACAGUAUACCAGUACGGGUGUGACCCCGAUAACUGUUAUUGUCUAGAUGGUACAACUAACGGGACAGAGCCAUGCGAUACAAUAACUGAUCAAUGUGGUAAUAAUCCAUGUGGAAAUGCUGACCGCUUUUCGUGCACUUCAAAAAUUAAAAGCUAUGAUUGCUCUUGCCAACCUGGAUGGACUGGAGAUAAUUGUGAUUCAGAAGUCGGAUCCGCAUGUGCUACAUCACCAUGUCGGCAAGGUGCCACAUGUGUUGCUGCAGAAAAUUCCACAACCGGAUAUAGUUGUAUUUGCACGGAUAAACAGUUUGGAACCAAUUGUGAAUCCCUCUGUGGUACUUGGUGUAUGGUAUCUGAAAGUCCGAUCGUUAAUGACACCUCAAAUAUGGACAGUGACUGCCGGAAGACUUGCGGCGGUAACAGCUCCGAGUAUUGUGGAAAGUUAAGUUCCAGAUGUAUUGUCUACGAGGCUGGAACAGUUGAAACGGAUCCAAAUCCCUGUGAGAACGCUACCCUAUGCAAUGCAGAUAUUGGAAAUGGAGUAUGUGUUAACUGGGCUAGUGAUGUCACGGAUGGCUAUGCAUGCGCAUGUGGACCACUUUGGACCGGGAGACAAUGCGAUACUCCGGUUGCUCCUGCGUGUACUCCGAGUCCGUGCGUUAACGGAACAUGUGUUCUACGUGAACAGUAUAAUAAAUAUACAUGUGUCUGUGAUGAUGGGUUUUUCGGUACAAACUGCGAAUAUGCCGACGUGUGCACUGCUUCUACAUGUCUUUAUGGUGGGACUUGUGAAGAGACUAAUAAUGGAGGCUAUAAAUGUAACUGUCUGGAUCAGUAUUUUGGAAAUAAUUGUGAGCAAAUCAACCGUUGCAACUAUGGAGAUCCGUGUGUCAAUGGAAAAUGCUCAACUACUGUGAAUGGCAUUACUCCGAACUUUACAUGUCAGUGUGACGAUGGCUGGACUGGAGUGAAUUGUGACACAAUGAUUGACUUUUGUGUUCCCGAUCCUUGCCAAUACAACAGUACCUGCACUCCAAAGUUCAAAGGUUACAAUUGCACUUGUUUAACAGGGCUAACUGGAUUAAAUUGCAGCACAAUAAUCGAUUUAUGUGUCCCUUACAAAAAUUCGGAGAAUCAGUGGGUUAAAUCACCAUGCAACACAAAAGAUGAUAUGGCAAACUGCACUAAGGGAAUAAAUACGUUUACAUGUAGCUGUAGUGACAAAUGGACUGACACUCUCUGUGAUUUGAAUGUUCUAAUCAAAGACGUUCUGAUGGCAAUCUAUGGUCAUGUAGAUCUCACCAUGAUAGGGCUUCUGAAUGAUCUCAUGCAAAACCCCUCUCAAAUUAAAGACAUGGUCCCGUUUAUUACUGGUCUGCUCACUGAUAGCGAAAGAUCUGAGCUCAGUUGGGAUGUCAAUGAUUUGUUUAAUUGGAUAAGCUUUGAGGAUCAGCGAUUGGAUAUGACGAAAGACAUUCAUAUGUGGAAUGAUGUGGUAUUGGGAAACUGUUUCACGUUCAACCAUCAGGAGCAAAAUUUUACGUAUCUUAUGAGGAGGCCAGGGCGACAUGGAGGUAUCCAAGCUUUCAUGAAAACUCGACAAGACGAGUAUGCUCCAUGGUACGACACUGCAGCAAUCAACGUUUUCAUUCAUAACCGUGAUGAGUACGUAUUCUCAGAAUCCACUAGAUACACUCGUCUUGGUGGUCGGUACGGAAAAUGUGUGAUGAAAACGUCCGAGGUUAAAGCUUACUACUACCCUGGAUCAUACACCACUGAUGGUUGUCUUCGAACAUGUUAUCAAGAUCGUAUCCAACAAGAAUGUAACUGCAUGGACCCACGGUAUCCAAAAGCUGACAACGCUACAUCCUGCCAACUAUCAGAGAGAAGUUGUGUCACUGACGCAUCCGAACUCGCUGGGGAUCCAUCCACUUGGCCAACAUGUGUUUGUCCAUUGCCAUGUUCUAAUCAGGAGUAUUCGGUUACUUGGAGCAAAGCUAAUUUUGUAAAUUUGCCGGUAUCCUGUCAAGUCGCUUCCGAUGUCCAGGCUUGUCAGCUACAGUAUGUAGAUAAUUUGAUGAUUAAUGUUGUCCUGCCACAAUUAGAUUUUAAGAUUUACGCUGAAACGCCAGCUAUGGACUUCAACAAAUUUCUAUCUCAGCUGGGCGGUCAACUUGGUGUUCUGAUGGGCAUAAAUUUAGUCACUUUUAUUGAAGUGGCGUUUCUGUUCUUCGGAUUGCUUAUGGUGUGCUGUCGGAAGUAUGAUAAAUAA
Molecule: messenger RNA, 2436 nt
Organism: Caenorhabditis remanei
Lineage: Eukaryota; Metazoa; Nematoda; Chromadorea; Rhabditida; Rhabditidae
Exons: 17
Coding region: 1-2436 (811 amino acids)
Biological process (GO): establishment or maintenance of epithelial cell apical/basal polarity; heterophilic cell-cell adhesion; sodium ion transport
Cellular component (GO): protein-containing complex; plasma membrane
Molecular function (GO): calcium ion binding; sodium channel activity
Source: RefSeq, a predicted model, not a curated record